Molecule: messenger RNA, 1014 nt
Organism: Trichomonas vaginalis G3
Lineage: Eukaryota; Parabasalia; Trichomonadida; Trichomonadidae
Exons: 1
Coding region: 1-1014 (337 amino acids)
Source: RefSeq, a predicted model, not a curated record
AUGCCAAAAUACACCUGUUCAAUCGAUUUUGCACAUAAUUUGUCGACUUGGAGAUUUAGUAUUAAUCAAGAUAUAUACCUUCGAAGCGAUUUGAACAUAAAAUACUUCAAUGGAAGUCUCAACUGCAACCAUUGCAACUUUACAGUCAGAAAUUCUAAAUCAAAUAGCACACCUCGCGAUUUAAUUUUGGCCGGAAGCACAAAAAAAGUCGAAAAUAUCAAUUUAUUCUUGAGAACACUACGACAUACAGGAUGCAAGUGUACUGUUGCAUUCCUUGUUGACAAUGAAGCAUACAAAACUUUAACAUCAGAAAUGAUUAAAGACAUCGAGCUCUGUGGCGGCCAAAUCAUCAACAUGGGCAUUCCAGAGUUCAAUAUGCGAUUCAACUACUUUUAUCUCAUAUAUCUUUGGGAUUAUUACGUAGUGAAAAGAAAUUAUCAUCGAUUUGAUCGAAUUAUGAAAUGCGACAUGUUCGACACAUUAUUCCAAGGUGAUCCAUUUAAUGAUGCUUUCAAACCUGGUAAAUUCUACAUGAUAGAAGAGAUGAAACCAUUUCAUAAUCAAUUGCAAAUAUAUGAUUAUAUUUUUUAUGAUCUUGGAUUAAAACAAGGUUCUUUAGCCACUGUAGUGUGUGCAGGAAUAUCAUUUGGUUAUACUCAGCCAUUUACAAGGGCUUUGGAUACAUUCUUUUCGUACUUUGUCUGGGAUAAAGGAUGGCAUGAUCAACACCUUUUCAAUGUAUUGUUUAUGUCUGGUUUAUUUAUGAAAAAUGGAGUUUCAUUGGUUAGAUAUCGAAUCUUCGAAACUGUCCGUCACAUGUAUGAAUUUAGAAAAGAUGAUGAGAUUGGUUAUAUAACAGGUAUAUAUAAUAAUAAGAUUUAUGCUCAAGUUGUUCAUCACGUUCAUGUUGCUCCUAAACUUUUGGGAAGUAUGCUUAAAUACUGUCCAAAUAAUAACUCUGAACUAUUGAACUACGUGACAAAAUUCCGACCUGAUAACUUAACAGCAACCUAG